This is a messenger RNA of Drosophila obscura, 906 nucleotides long. Its product is annotated as serine protease SP24D-like. Gene Ontology annotation, biological process: proteolysis. The coding region runs from base 15 to 806 and encodes 263 amino acids. NCBI's taxonomy places the organism in Eukaryota, Metazoa, Arthropoda, Insecta, Diptera, Drosophilidae. The transcript has a single exon. The record is from RefSeq and is a predicted model, not a curated record. Gene Ontology annotation, molecular function: serine-type endopeptidase activity.
UGCUGCGGUACAACAUGGUAGCCACUCGUUUUGCUAAUAGUUUGGCUCUGACCAUCGCCGUCGUGGUCGGCUGCUGCCUGCUGCCAGCAGUUCAGUCGGCGCCCGGUUGGAUCAACGGCCGUGUGGUGGGCGGCGAAGAGGCCGCCAUCGGCCAGUUUCCGCAUCAGGUGUCGCUGCGUAACGGCGGCUCCCACAGCUGCGGUGGAUCCAUCCUGUCGCGCAACUACAUCCUGACCGCUGCCCACUGUGUGACGAACGACGAGAACGGUGUCCAUGUACCGAUCGCGGCCAGCCGCUUCACGAUCCGUGCGGGCACCACCGAUCGCUUCAGUGGCGGCGUCCUCGUCCAGGUGGUGGAGGUCAUUGUUCAUGAGAAUUACGGCGAUUUCAUCAACGACAUCGCCUUGCUCCGACUGGAGUCGCCGCUCUUCUACUCCGACAGCAUCAAGGCCAUCGAUCUGCCCACGGUCAAUACGCCCGCCGAUGUCGAUAUCAUCAUUUCGGGCUGGGGUCGCAUCAAGCAUCAGGGCGAUCUGCCCCGUUACCUGCAGUACAACACCCUCAAGUCCAUAACCGUUGAGCAGUGCGGACAACUCAUCGACUUUGGGGUGGAGAGCGAGCUCUGCCUGUUGCACCCGGCCGAUAAUGGUGCCUGCAAUGGCGACUCUGGCGGUCCGGCCGUCUACAACAACCAGGUUGUGGGCAUCGCUGGCUUUGUGGUCGGUGGAUGUGGCAGCACCUAUCCCGAUGGCUAUGCCAGGGUUUACUCUUUCAAUGACUGGAUCAGGCAGCACUCGGAUGUUUAAAACUACAUUUUUUUUUAAAUUAUUUUGUUGUUAAAAAUAAAGAAAAACAUCCGCGAAAACUGUGACAAAAUAUAUCCAACGAUGUGUUGAUUAUCCUGUA